Molecule: messenger RNA, 2670 nt
Organism: Solanum verrucosum
Lineage: Eukaryota; Viridiplantae; Streptophyta; Magnoliopsida; Solanales; Solanaceae
Source: RefSeq, a predicted model, not a curated record
AUGACUGAAAUAGGGACCAAAUUAAAUGCUAGAAUAGAUAAGCAGGAUGAGAACAUUAGAAACAUCCAGAUGUCUCAAAUGAGUUUAGAGAAACAAGUUGCGCAAGUGGAAAAUUCUUUGAACUUGCGUCCCCAAGCCGGGCUGCCUGGUGAUACUGAGCCAAAUCCAAAGCAAUUGCAUGAGGUAAGUACUAGAAGUGGGCUGCAAUUAGAGGAACUAGCUCCUAAGAAAAGAGACACUGAGGUAUCAAACAAAGAAAAGAAGGUGGAAGAGGUAGUAAAAAGCUUAAAUAUUGAGGUACCCAUUCCUCAAAAGAAAUUACCACCUCCAUUUCCACAGAGGCUGAAAAAGCAAAAUGAAGAUGAAUGCUUUGGUAAGUUUCUCUCUCUCCUUAAACAAGUUCACAUUAAUCUACAUUUGGUUGACAUUUUGCAUGGUAUCCCGAUGUAUGCUAAAUAUAUGAAGGAUAUAGUGGCCAGCAAGAGGAGACUCACUGAAUAUGAAACUGUAGCACUUACUGAGGAGUGCAGCUCAAGGAUCCAAAACAGACUGCCCAAAAAGUUAAAAUAUCCAGGUAGUCCAAAGCGAACCACUGUUAUUCUCCAACUUGCAGAUAGAUCCAUUGCUAGGCCAGAGGGGGUGGUAGAAGAUGUGUUAGUGCAAGUAGGUUCAUUGAUUUUUCCGGUAGAUUUUGUUGUCCUAGACUUUGAACCCGAUUCUGAAGUUCCAUUCAUUUUGGGACGACCUUUCUUGGCCACAGGUAGGGCAUUGAUGUAUGUAGCAGCUGGUCAACGAACUAUUAGGGCACAUGAUAAGGUAGAGGUAUUUGAUGUUUACCGCGCUUUAAAAUUACUUUCUAUUUAUGAAGAGUUGUCUGCUAUUACUGUGGUUGAUCACAUAGUAGAGUCACAAUUAGUUUUGCCUGAAGACCCCUUAGAAAUAGUGUUAGUGGGUCAACAGUUAGAGGGAGAUGCUGAAGCUCAAGAGACUGAAUCAUGCUUAAAUCUAGCAGUAGUAGAAACUCGUAGGACUCAAAUGGAGUCCUUAGAUCGCGAGUUAGGGCCCCCUCCAAAACCAUCAAUUGAAGAUGCUCCUAAGUUGGAGCUAAAUGCCUUGCCGGCUCAGCUAAGGUAUGCUUAUUUGGGUACUAAUGAAACUUUUCCUGUUAUACUUUCUGCAGAAUUGUCUGAUUUACAGGUUGAGGCGACAUUGAGAAUUUUGAAGCGGAGGAAGAAAGCAUUUGGAUGGCAAAUGGCUGAUAUUCAUGGGAUUAGUCCGGCGUUAUGUAUGCACAAAAUUUACAUGGAAGAUGAUCACAAACCAAGUGCACAGCAUCAACGUCGUCUAAAUCCUUUGAUGAAAGAAGUGAAGGGAGGUAUGACUGUGGUAAGGAACGAAAAGAAUGAGCUAAUUCCUACUAGAACAGUGACUAGGUGGCGAAUUUGUAUGGAUUACCGGAAACUUAAUGAUGCUACUCAGAAAGAUCACUACCCCAUUCCCUUUAUUGAUCAAAUGCUUGACAGGUUAGCAGGGCAGGUAUACUAUUGUUUCCUAGAUGGCUAUUCAGGUUACAACCAGAUCUUGAUUGCACCCGAGGAUCAAGAAAAUACCACAUUUACUUAUCCGUAUGGUACAUAUGCUUUCAAACGCAUGCCAUUCGGACUUUGCAAUGCACCGACGACUUUUCAAAGGUGUAUGAUGGCCAUUUUUCAUGAUAUGGUGGAAGACUUUGUAGAAGUGUUCAUGGACGAUUUCUCCGUCUUUGGGAAGUCUUUUGAGGUAUGUCUCCGAAAUCUUGAUAGAGUACUUGCUAGAUGUGAAGACACUAACUUUUUAAACUGGGAGAAGUGUCAUUUUUUAGUAAAAGAGGGGAUAGUGUUGGGGCACAAGGUGUCUAAAUCUUGGUUGGAGGUUGAUACGGCUAAAGUAGAGGUUAUUGAAAAAUUACCCCCUCCCAUUUCUGUAAAAGGUGUGCGUAGUUUUCUUGGUCAUGCAGGUUUUUACAGGCGAUUCAUCAAGGAUUCCAAGAUAGCAAGACCCAUGUGCAGCCUUCUGGAGAAAGAGGUGAAGGUUGACUUUGAUGAGAUGUGCUUGAAAGCUUUCGAGAUGCUGAAGAAGAACUUAAUUGAGGCUCCCAUCUUAAUUGCCCCUAAUUGGGAAUUACCAUUUGAACUCAUGUGUGAUGCAAGUGAUGUAGCAGUGAGAGCAAUGUUGGGACAAAGAAAGAAUAAAGUGUUCCACUCAAUCUAUUAUGCAAGCAAUACCAUUGACUCUACUCAAGCGAAUUACACAGUGACUGAGAAGGAAAUGCUGGCCCUAGUGUUCGCCUUCGACAAGUUCAGAUUGUAUUUGGUAGUGAUUGUUUUUACUGACCAUGCAGCUAUUAGGUACCUAUUAAACAAGAAGGAUGCUAAAUCAAGGCUGAUUCGGUGGAUAUUGAUUCUCCAAGAAUUCGACCUCGAAAUCAAGGAUAGGAAGGGUACGGAGAAUCAAAUAGCAGAUCACUUAUCUAGGUUGGAGGAUUUUUCACAUGUGAAUGAAGGUGAGCAAAUCCGGGAAGAGUUUCCGGAUGAACAAUUAAUGGCAUUGGAUAUCUCUCAAGUGCCAUGGUAUGCAGACAUAGUGAAUUUGAUAGUAAGUGGUGAUUAUCCUCCGGGUGCUACCACCUAA